AAGGCUGCAUAGGAAAGUUAGAUCGGAACAACAGGUACAUGUAUCAAGGUUAAAAUGUAACUCGUACCCGUCCACAAAGGUAAAACUUGUGUAAACAGGGGCUCAAAAGUCACGUACGAAGGGACGCCUGGAACAGCGAAUCGUCUGAAAACGACGCUGAACAACAAAGAUGGCUGGACCCAGGACUAGCGGUCGUGGCUGGGCUGCCUUACUGUGUAUGUUAGUGCUGACAGUGGGAGGGGAGAUAUGUAAGGACACCGUGUGCAGCUAUAGGUUUCUGUGAGGCGGGCUAGAACCAUGACUCACACUCGAACAGUUGAGGGUCUGGAACAAAAUAAUCAGGUCUCCAUUACUGGUGACGGCCAUCUUGAGCUCUUCACGACAUUGACCCUUGACCUUCGCCGGGACGACGUCAAUGGCACACGUGUUUCAGCCGAUGACGUCAUCACAGCUGACGGUGUACAGAGAAACGUCAUUCUGGUGAACGGGCAGUUCCCGGGACCUGCCAUAGAAGUCAUGGAGGGAGCACAGGUAGCUGUCACGGUUGUCAAUCAACUUCUGACAGACGCCAUCACCAUCCACUGGCAUGGUCUGCACAUGCGCAAUACGCCGUGGAUGGACGGCGUCCCAUCCGUCACACAAUGUCCCAUCAUGCCUCACGAGAGCUUCACCUACCGGUUUCGCGCGUUCCCUGCAGGGACGUUCUACUACCACUCCCACAUGAGCAGCCAGAUGGCUGACGGACUCUUCGGCGCUCUCAUCAUACAUAAAAGCCAACCGACGAUACCUUCCAUCCCUCUCCUGCUGACUGAUUGGUAUCACGAGGAGGCAGAGACUCUGGACAUCGCCAGCAGGUACCACCUGUACCACAAAGGUGCCGGACAAUUCGAAUACGAUGAACUUUCAAGAGGGUAUUCUGUAGACGGUGUAGAAAUUAUUGGUCGUAAGUUUGUCUCGGCCUUGAUCAAUGGACGCGGAAGGUACAGGUCGAACAAAGCACCCCUGUCGGAGUUUACCGUGAGGGAGGGAGGGAAGAUUCGCAUGAGGUUGAUCCAUGCGGGAGGUGACAACAACUUCAAAGUUUCUAUCGACCAACAUGCUCUGCGCGUGCUUGCCUCUGACGGUCACGACAUCGAGCCUCUGACAGUGGACGCCAUCAUUCUGUCACCAGGGGAGAGGUUUGACUUUGAGCUUGACGCCAGCGCAUCUCCUGACGUGUACUGGAUCCGGGCAGAAACUCUUCGGGAGGGAACCUGUGUUUCCUGUCACUUUGAUCGCGUAAACGUCACAAUUACGCCUGACGACGUUGUUGAGGAUGCCAGAGCGGUGCUUGUCUACGAAGGCUCCUCUUCAAAACAAGACCCCACGUCACAACCCCACCAUUGUACCGCUGAAAAUCCCUGUAUCUUUCUGAAUUGUCCGUUUGAAGGAUAUCCUGAAGACCGCCAGAUUGUCUGCGUUGGCAUUGCCAACACCAGCAGCCCGGCAUCAUCCCAGGGCGACGCAGUUGAAGACGACGAUGUUGAGGAGUAUUUCCUGAACCUUGGAUUCCACGUAGGAUCAAAUAUCAACGGGCAUCGGUUUCUUCCUCCGACCAGUCCGCUUUAUCAAUCUCGAAGUACCAAUAUGAUUAUCCCGUGUCCACCACAGAAGUGUCAAAAGGGCUGUAAAUGCACACAUAUUUUGGACUUGCCCUUCAACAAGACCAUUCAGCUUGUUCUAGCAUCGUAUAGAAAACCGGGGUUCGGAAACGCGCAUCACAACAUCCACAUCCAUGGAUACACCUUCGAUGUCGUCGCCUCGGGGUAUCCUAACUUCAAUAGGACUACUGGUGUCGUCACUCACGGCAAUCCCGAUGUUGUGUGGAGCAAUCAGCAAUACAGUACCGUCACCUGGCGCCAGGGGCCGCCCUCCCUCAAGGUGAAGAACGCACCAAGAAAGGACACAGUCUUGCUUCCAGCCCCAGGAUACAUGGUUGUCAGAUUUAGGUCUGACAACCCCGGUUUCUGGUUUCUCCACUGUCACCAGUCCAUGCACCUGGCUGAGGGGAUGGCUAUGGUGCUGAACGUUGCACGAGACCGCCACCCAGCGCCACCUAGCGGUUUCCCAAAGUGUGGUAACUUCAGCUGGAGCGAGGAGGAGUACGAGGCCGCCAUGUCUGGAGCUUGGCCUUCUAAUGAAAAGGAGCCUGUGCGACGACAUGAGACGUGGGAAAUGGUAGUUGCAGUACUGGGAUCAGCUGCUGGAGGCGCUGCAAUUGCGGCCGUGCUAAUGCAGCUGCUACAGAUGCGAAGAAACUCCAAGAAACAAGAUUCGAACAAGCCUAAGUACGACGAAGACAAGUCAAGUCAAAGUCUAUUGCACAACGAUUGUAAAAAGUCCCAUGUAAGGCAAAGCGUUGUAUAAGACUAGUUUCAUUAAUCAAGUACAGUAUAUACGUAGAAUCUAAGCAAUACAAUCAUCAUCACCAUGAACCAGCAAGGUUACAGAUUUUGUUUUAAAUAUACAAUAUUGAUGGAAGACACAACUCACAAUGAAAGGCAUGCGUUGUAUGCAAUUACUGGAUAGUUACAUGAAUCUAUGACUAUCUACAAUUCUAAGCUAUUCAAUGUUGAUGAAUGAGAUGAAAAACAGGUUCCGUUUUCCCACAUAUGCAUUAUUUCCAGGUAAGGACUGUAUCUUGGUAACCGCGUUUUUUUGCAAAAGUACACCGUUUCAUAUCAUGCUGUUAGGCUUGUUUCUUAUUUUAUGUGUUUGUUUGUUUGUUUGUGUACUACACUGUGUGCUGGGUCAUUGACUGGUUAUGAAUUCAUCAUUUCUGUUCUCUGCAAGUUUAAAUUGUUGAAAGCUGUGUGUACUACAUAGUUAUACAAGUUGGAUUGAGGAUGAAGAAGAAACAUUGUCAAUCGUUUGAUUUAUUGCAAUUUCUCCAACUUACGAUCAGGAAGUUUUCCUAACUACUUGUGCAUAUUUAUUAUCAAAAUUUAGGGGAACAAUCUCCCUCUGUACUGCAGACACAACAGUGAAAUUUCAUAAUAUAGUACUAGUAUAGCUAUUAAGGUACCGAUUCUUUAGUUGUGUAUAAUUUGACCCCCAUUGGUAAAUUAGUACAUAAGUCACGCGUAUUUCUGGAGUCAUUGGUGUUCUACAGCGGCCGCUAGGCGGCCUAAAAAAUCCGUCUUUGUUUUGCAGUUUUCUACCCAGCUAGGUGAACGAAAUCGAUGGAAUCUUUUAGCUACAUUUGCCUAACAUGCUAGUAUUCUUAGUAUGUUUUUGUUCAGGAAUGGAAGUGUUUGGUCGAAAUACAUCAUCAUCAAUCAUGCUGGCUUUACGUUGUUUUCUUUCUACAAAUUUAAAC
Molecule: messenger RNA, 3358 nt
Organism: Branchiostoma floridae (Florida lancelet)
Lineage: Eukaryota; Metazoa; Chordata; Leptocardii; Amphioxiformes; Branchiostomatidae
Product: laccase-2-like
Exons: 8
Coding region: 298-2406 (702 amino acids)
Biological process (GO): iron ion transport
Cellular component (GO): plasma membrane
Molecular function (GO): oxidoreductase activity; copper ion binding
Source: RefSeq, a predicted model, not a curated record